UGUGCUUGUGCAUGUGUUUGUGUGUGUGUGUUUGAGUGUAGUUGUGUUUUAGAGUUGAUAAAUAGUGUGCAAGAACAUGCAGCACACGCAAUACUGACAAAUAGCCCAAAAAAAUAAAUAAAAACCUAAAAACACAACUCAACUCAAGUCUACCCAAUAUCGGCAUGGAGAAUAUCAAUUUUCGUAGCGAGGAUGCAGCUGGAGGCAGUGGGAACAGCUCCUCGCCAACAGCAACAGCGCCAGUGACACCUGGCGAGGAAUGCGGCUGUGUUCGUCUGGGCAAAUGCAAAUGGUUCAAUGUAGCCAAAGGCUGGGGCUUCCUAACGCCUAACGAUGGCGGCCAGGAGGUAUUUGUGCAUCAGAGUGUCAUACAAAUGUCCGGCUUUCGUUCGCUCGGCGAACAGGAGGAGGUGGAGUUUGAGUGCCAGCGCACGGGGCGCGGCUUGGAGGCGACACGUGUCUCGGGUCGGCAGGGCGAUGAUUGUCACGGCAGCACCUAUCGGCCACGCAUUAAUCGAAAAUCUCGCCGCAUGCGCUGCUAUAAUUGCGGCGAAUUCGCCAAUCACAUUGCCUCGGAGUGUGCGUUGGGACCGCAGCCGAAGCGCUGCCAUCGCUGCCACAGCGAGGACCAUUUGCAUGCCGAUUGUCCACAUCGCAGCGCAGCCGUGACACAAACCAGACAGAGCAGCGGCAGAAGCAAAAGCAUUGCCAGCGACGAGACACGAGAAGAAGCUUCUGCAACAACAGCAGCAGCAGCAGCAGCAGAGGCAGCAACAGCAGCAGCAGCAGCUCCCUAACGCGGCGUUACAGCUAUCUAUGAAGUUCAAAGCUUGUAAAAUACACCCAACAACACAAAAAACGUACAAAACGCAAGAAAUCAAAGAAAUACCUCACGUACAACCCACAACUACGUAUGUUUAAGUGCAGUUCUAGAUACUGGCAGUAGUUCUCUAAGUUUUAGCUAUAAGAUUUGUGUGUCAAAUGCAAAAGAAUAAACUA
This is a messenger RNA of Drosophila grimshawi, 999 nucleotides long. It is a transcript of the gene lin-28, whose product is annotated as protein lin-28 homolog. The record is from RefSeq and is a predicted model, not a curated record. The transcript is spliced from 5 exons. Lineage: Eukaryota; Metazoa; Arthropoda; Insecta; Diptera; Drosophilidae. Gene Ontology annotation, molecular function: zinc ion binding; nucleic acid binding. The coding region runs from base 165 to 797 and encodes 210 amino acids.